Molecule: messenger RNA, 1158 nt
Organism: Glarea lozoyensis ATCC 20868
Lineage: Eukaryota; Fungi; Ascomycota; Leotiomycetes; Helotiales; Helotiaceae
Exons: 2
Coding region: 1-1158 (385 amino acids)
Biological process (GO): conjugation with cellular fusion
Cellular component (GO): membrane; mating projection tip
Source: RefSeq, a predicted model, not a curated record
AUGUCUGAAUACGACGACGAAGGAAGCCACCAAGAGGAUACGGAAAACGACAGAUAUCAAACCCAAAACCCUCUCAAUAACGGCGACUCUUUCGGAGAAGAAGAAGACGGUUCUCCCCGGCACGAAGUUAUCCGUCAACCGGACCGCUCUGAAAACAGUGAGGCUUGGGGCGCCAAAGACCCUUCUAACAACCCACACGGAGGCAACGAGAUUAACCGCAGAAGCCAGUUUGUAUCCACCGAGAGAGGAAUUUCUUCAAACGGAAGAAUGAAUUACCCUGGUAGAGGGGAUGGGCCUAGUCAUGGCAACACACGCAGCGAUGGAAAUUCCGAAGACGAGAAGGUAUCUAAGUUAGACUGGUUUAUCGAUUUCGUCAAAGCGUACAUUCCGUAUGUGAUAUAUGGCCUUGGAGUUAUCGUCAUCAUCCUUUACGGAAUAAUCUUAGCCGGAAGUUCGACCAACACGCCUGGGAUGUCAAAUCUGUACCUCGUCCGUGUUCAUAACAAACAAGAGUCUGUUGUGCGGAAAAUUGUCAACAUCACGGAGGCUACAUACCUCGCGAGUGACGUUUCCGUCGGAAUUGGCUACUUUGGAAUGUGUACUUCGAGCCCUUCUGUUGAUAGGAAUUGCAUGGGCACGCACGGCAAAGACGGAACGGAUCUGUCUAAAUUGUUUCUUCACUACAAGGAUCUGAGCACCGUCACGCUCUAUGACCUGACCGCACAUAUCCAAAGGAACGUGUUCACCAACGUUGUGCUUGCCUCCUAUGUCUUCUUCUGUCUAGCCUUUUGUGGCCUCAUAUACAUCCAAAUACUUCGAACUCGGAGACGUGAAUACAAGACUCACAAAUUCAACAAGAAAGUCUUUUUGGCAGUCAUGUGGACUGGUGUCGCGUUGGCAAUUUCCACUGCAGCAGGAAGUCAACAAGCUGCUGAUGCCUUGCAGUGGGUUGGCGAUAAUGGGCAGGGGAUAUUGGAAAUCCAGACAGGUGUGACGCUUCUCGGUUUGCAGUGGGUCAUUUUCACUUUCUCGCUCUGCUUUGCAGUUGGUAGUCGAUGGAUCUAUAAUGGCCAUGCCCAAAAAUGGAGGAAAGAGACCCAGAGGAAGAAGAAGGACGAAGCCUUGAAGAAGAGCCAAAGUGGGAGCCAAAAUAAUUAG